Molecule: messenger RNA, 1801 nt
Organism: Limulus polyphemus (Atlantic horseshoe crab)
Lineage: Eukaryota; Metazoa; Arthropoda; Merostomata; Xiphosura; Limulidae
Gene: Pex16
Product: peroxisomal membrane protein PEX16-like
Exons: 9
Coding region: 22-1074 (350 amino acids)
Biological process (GO): peroxisome organization
Cellular component (GO): peroxisomal membrane
Source: RefSeq, a predicted model, not a curated record
CUGCAGUGUAUAAAUUGUAUCAUGGCGGAGUACAUCAAUUAUGAUGCUUGGAUUGAGAGAUAUAAAACUUUUAUUGCUAGUAAUCCAGCUUUUGCUAGUCAAUUAGAAUCAUAUUUGAGAUGGAUUUCGUAUAUAACAGCAGGUCGAUUUGAACACUCUCCUAUAAUAUCAGAAUUGAUUUAUUCAGCAUCCAGUCUUCUUGGUUUGGUAAAUGAUACCAUAUUACGAAAAGCUGCUAACAUUCCGUUGCAUGUGAAUACAUCAGUUGAAAGUCUCCAGCGCUGUUUAGCCAUCCUUGAAUAUACAGAAGUAUUCCUAGAAAUAGCAUCCUCCAGGCUAGGAGGACCAUCUAUUCGUUGGAUAGUCAUCACUGUUAUUCAGCUUAUCAAAACCGCUUUGCAUUUAGUGCUGCUGUUGAGGUUUGAUCAGGGAAUACAAAAAUGUCCAGCAGUUUCUCCUCUCAACCGUCGUCGAGACUUAUCCCAGUUACAGAACAGGAACAAAAAAGAAAAUGGCCAUAAUUCAAAUGAGAAAACCAAUUGUACUCCUAUGGAGGUUACAUUCUCUUUAAAAAGAUCAGGCAGGACAAUUCGUACACUUGCUGCAGCUCCUCCUUUAAGUAAAAGAACAUGGAAACUUCCGGAAUCUGAAAAACAACCAAAAAAUACACCUAAGAUACACUUCCCUCCAACAUCUUUAGAAGGUCAACAGUUUGCAGCUGAACUCCUGCAUCUAAUGCGACCUAUGACCCACUUAGCCACAAUGGGAUUAUAUGGCACAGAUUCUUGGAAACCCUGGAUUGUAGCCUUAGGAAUGGAUGUAUCAAGCUUACAUCUACUUAGAGAAAAUGAGCAGUUGAACCAUGCCGAACAGUUAGAAUUAACACGUCGGGCAUUGAUGUUAGUUAUGUUUCUGCUUCGCUCUCCUUUCUAUGAUCGCUUCAGUAGAGAGAAGAUCUUGCAAAUUUUAUCAAGCAUAGCAAGGAACAUUCCAGUUAUGAAACUUUUUAUGUAUCCUCUGAUGGAAUACUUACCAGAGUGGCAAAAAAGCUACUUCCACACUUGGGUAUUGUAAGGCCACAAAUGUUCUCCUAUAAUAUUAUCAAGAUUUCUAACAAUUGCUGUUUUCUGCUCUAAUUGAAGUUCAUCAUUGGUUUACUAGCUAAAUAUGGGGAGUUGCCAGUUUACUAUAUUCAUCCAUUAGUAGCCCUCUGUAACAAACUUUUUAACAUUAUAUUUUCCAAAUAAGGAACAUUAAUAAGAAUAGUUCCUUUUUCUGUGUUUAAAGCUUUACAAAUUUAAUCAAGUGUUGUUGUUAUGAGAUACAUAGAAUAUUACCACUGUGAGCUUAUUCGAGUAGGAUCUUUGAACAAAGUAUAUGACACUGCAACUUUAAGCAAUAACAAAUGAUUCAGUUCUGUAAUAAGGUGUAUUUAUAGAUUGAGUUAUUGAAUUUUAUGUUACCUUCAAUGUAGUUUUAAAGCUGAACUUUUUAAGCAUAUAUUCAAUAGAGAAUCUAUCGUAUGGAUAUAUUUUUAACAAAAAAAUCCUCUUGAAAUUAAGUAUUGUUUUCCACAAUGUCCAUGCUAUUUACCUUGUGUUUACAACAAAUUGAAAAAUUAAGCAGUUAGGUUAAAUUCAUAUGUUUAUUUAUGACUUGAAAAAAAUAAACAUAUAUGCAACUAGCAUUACUUAUUCAUAUGUCAUACUAAGACAUUCCUGUAAAGUUAAGUGAGCAGUGCAGAGUACUGUAUGGAUUAUCUUAUGAAGUUGUAAAAUAAAGGUCAUUUUAAUAAUCUUCA